Molecule: messenger RNA, 1616 nt
Organism: Myodes glareolus (Bank vole)
Lineage: Eukaryota; Metazoa; Chordata; Mammalia; Rodentia; Cricetidae
Gene: Comt
Product: catechol-O-methyltransferase
Biological process (GO): dopamine metabolic process; catecholamine catabolic process; developmental process
Cellular component (GO): axon; dendrite; membrane
Molecular function (GO): magnesium ion binding; catechol O-methyltransferase activity
Source: RefSeq, a predicted model, not a curated record
CCACCACCAUAGCCGCCAUGGUCUGGGGACCUCAGGCGGCCGGGGCUGCCCUUGGCGCUGCCUGAGCCGUUCACGCCUCCCGGUCAGACUCGUGCGCGGCCUUGGCGAGAUGCUAUUGGUUGCCAUCUCAUUGGCUCUCCUGUUGGUGGCUCUUCUGUACCUGCGGCACCUGGGCUGGGGCUUGAUAGCUAUCUUCUGGUUUGAGUACGUGCAGCAGCCAGUCCUUAACCUGCUCAUGGGCGACACAAAGGAGCAGCGCAUCCUGCACUACGUGCAGCAGCAUGCCAAGCCUGGAGACCCCCAGAGUGCACUGGAGGCCAUUGACACCUACAGCUCACAGAAGGAGUGGGGCAUGCAUGUGGGUAAAGAGAAAGGCCAAAUCAUGGAUGCAGUGGUUCGGGAGUACAAGCCCUCACUGGUGUUGGAGCUAGGAGCUUACUGUGGCUACUCAGCCAUGCGGAUAGCCCGCCUGCUGCCACCUGGAGGCAGGCUUCUCACCAUGGAGAUGAACCCUGACCAUGCCGCCAUCACCCAGCAAAUGCUGAAUUUUGCAGGCCUGCAGGACAAAGUCACCAUCCUCCUUGGGGCAUCCCAGAACCUCAUCCCGCAGCUGAAGACGAAAUACGAUGUGGACACAUUUGACAUGGUCUUUCUUGACCACUGGAAAGAACGCUACCUGCCAGACACACAUCUCCUGGAGGAACAUGGCCUGUUGCGCAAGGGGACGGUGCUUCUAGCUGACAAUGUCAUUGUCCCAGGAGCCCCCGACUUCCUGGAAUACGUGAGGGGGAACAACAAAUUCGAAUGCACACACUACAGCUCAUUCCUGGAGUACAUGAAAGUGGUAGACGGCCUGGAGAAGGCAAUCUACCAGGGUCCAAGCAGCUCAUGAAGCACUGACCACUUAGCCUGCCCUGAGAUCCCCUUCCAGCUUCCUUCUGCUAGAUGACACUCACUCAUGCUGACCCCUCUAUGCUUCUGGAGCCUGUCCUCAGCUGCUGUCGAGGACACUCGAAAGGUAUGAGCUCGCUGUCUAAAACCACUACAGGAAAUCGGGAAAGCACCUGUGGAGAAAAGGCUGAAUGGAGGCUCACAGUACCUGCCCAGCAUGUAAGAGGCCUCAAGUUUAAUCCUAAAUGCCAGAAAAUACGGGAUUAAAAAAAAAAAAAGUCAAAGCAGGUGUAAUCCUGCUGGUUCACCUAUGAGACAGGGCCAGCAGGUUCACCUAUGAGACAGGGCCAGAUGCGUAGGCACUGCCAUCACCAAUUAGGCCAAGCAAGAAGUCAGGAAAUUGGAAAUAUCCAGAUGCUGUCUGGCUGUCACCAAAUGGCAGCAAUGCCUAUGACUGCACUGUUACCAGCAACCCAUACCACAGUCCAUCUUAAGAAUGAGUCAUAAACUUUCCAGGUGUACUGGUGCAUGUCUUUAAUCCCAGCACCCAGGAGGCAAGGCAGGCAGAUCUCUGAGUUCAAGGCCAGCCUGGUCUACACACCAGUGAGUUCUAAGACAGCCAAGGCAAAAGAAAAAAAAAAAACAAGUUAUAACCUGCUUUUUAGUUAUUCUGUGAUCUUUUAUCAUAAAAGAAAUUAAAGCUCUGAAUAUUUGGAUACAAAAGA